Messenger RNA from Onychomys torridus (southern grasshopper mouse), 5401 nucleotides. RefSeq names its product ubiquitin specific peptidase 40 (gene Usp40). Gene Ontology annotation, biological process: protein deubiquitination. The transcript is spliced from 32 exons. Bases 392 to 4102 code for a protein of 1236 amino acids. The record is from RefSeq and is a predicted model, not a curated record. Gene Ontology annotation, cellular component: nucleus; cytosol. Lineage: Eukaryota; Metazoa; Chordata; Mammalia; Rodentia; Cricetidae. Gene Ontology annotation, molecular function: cysteine-type endopeptidase activity; cysteine-type deubiquitinase activity.
CAGACGCCCGGCCUCUCCUGGCGGCGCGUCAGGGGUCGGGCCUCGGGGACGCACGCCUGGUUGCGCUCCUGGGCCCUGGGCGUCUUGGUGGGCGGGAAGGCCUCUGUGCUAUGGCACGACGGGAGUCCAGCUCGCGAGCUCGAGGCCUGACUCGCGAGUUCCAUUCCUUGAGCUUUUCUUCAGAAGACCUUGUGGAAAAGGGGAACACCUGCAUUUCGGCCCUUCCUGUUACUUAGAAAGUGUCCUCCGCGUUUCCCCGCAAUUUCCCCUCUGCCACACGAGAAACAGCAGGUUCCCGCAGCUCCCCGGUAACUGGUAUUGAUCUUUGGAUGCGUUGGGAGGCUCUAAUGGCCGGAGUCUGUCUUCCUUCAGGAUAGUAUUUGGUUCCACAAUGUUUGGGAACCUAUUUGAAGAGGAUUAUUCCAGUGUGUCAAAUAGUCAGUAUGGAAAAGGGAAGAAAUUAAAGACUAAAGGGUUGGAGCCACCUGCCCCUAGAGAAUUCACCAAUUUAAGUGGAAUCAGAAAUCAGGGUGGAACCUGUUACCUCAAUUCCCUUCUUCAGACUCUUCAUUUCACACCUGAAUUCAGAGAAGCUUUAUUUUCUCUUGGUCCAGAAGAGCUUGGUUCUUUAGAGGAUAAGGAUAAACCUGAUGCAAAGGUUCGGAUCAUACCUUUGCAGUUACAGCGCUUGUUUGCUCAGUUACUGCUCUUAGACCAGGAGGCUGCAUCCACCAUAGACCUCACUGACAGCUUCGGGUGGACCAGCGAUGAGGAAAUGAGACAACAUGAUGUGCAGGAACUGAACAGAAUUCUCUUUAGUGCUUUGGAAACUUCUUUAGUUGGGACCUCUGGCCAUGACCUCAUUAAUCGUCUAUACCAUGGCACCAUUGUGAACCAGAUUAUUUGCAAAGAGUGUAAGAACAUCAGUGAGAAGCAGGAAGACUUCUUGGAUCUGACAGUAGCAGUCAAAAAUGUAUCUGGUUUAGAAGAUGCACUCUGGAACAUGUAUGUGGAAGAGGAAGUUUUCGACUGUGAUAACCUGUACCACUGUGGCACCUGUGACCGGCUGGUUAAAGCAGCAAAAUCUGCCAAGUUGCGUAAGCUGCCUCCUUUUCUUACUAUUUCAUUACUAAGAUUUAAUUUUGAUUUUGUGAAAUGUGAACGCUACAAGGAAACGAGCUGUUAUACGUUCCCCCUCCGGAUCAAUCUCAAGCCUUUUUGUGAACAGAGUGAACUGGAUGACACAGAAUAUAUGUAUGACCUCUUCUCUGUCAUUAUCCACAAAGGUGGCUGCUAUGGAGGUCAUUACCAUGUGUACAUUAAAGAUGUUGAUCAUCUAGGAAACUGGCAGUGUCAAGAAGAGAUAAAUGAUAUGGAUGUGCAUUUGAAAGAUCUUCAAAAUGAAGAAGAGGCUGAUGACCCAUUGAUGAUUCUAAAAACAAUCUUAUUGCAGGAGGAGACCAAUCAAAUCCCUGUUGAUCAGCUGGGCCAGAAACUCUUGAAAAAGACAGGAAUAUCUUGGAACAAGAAGUACAGAAAACAGCAUGGACCAUUGCGAAAGUUCUUACAGCUCCAUCCUCAGAUGUUUCUGCUCAGCGCAGAUGAAAGUACAGUUAGUCUCCUCAAGAGCCAUUUGACUCAGGCCCCGUCUGACCUCCAAAGGAACCGGGAACAGAUUCUGCAUACACUUGCUUCAGAACCCCCAGGGUUAAGUGAUAACACCAGCUGCCCCCACUGGUUUGAUAUCAAUGAUUCCCAAGUCCAGCCAAUCAGAGAGAACGCUAUCGCACAGCAGUUCCAGGGUAAAGAAAGUGCCUACAUGCUGUUUUAUCGGAAAGCCAAGCUGCGGAGGCCCUCUGAAGCUCGAGCCAAUCCAAGAUACAGGGUUCCAUGUCAUUUGCUGAAGGAAAUGGAUGAAGCCAACAUUCAACUGCAAAUGAGAAGGGCAGAAUGUGACUCUGCAAACAACAAUUUUGAAUUGCAUCUCCAUCUGGGUCCUCACUACCGUUUCUUUAAUGGGGCUCUGCACCCUGAAAUCUCUCAGACAGAGAGUGUGUGGGAUUUAACCUUUGAUAAAAGAAAAACUUUAGGAGAUCUCCGUCAGUCAAUAUUUCAGCUAUUGGAAUUCUGGGAAGGAGACAUGGUUCUUAGUGUUGCAAAGCGUGUGCCAGCAGGACUUCAUGUGUACCAUACCCUCGAUGGAGAUGAACUGACACUGUGUGAAGCUGAAAUUGCUGAUGGGGAAGACAUCUUUGUGUGGAAUGGAAUAGAGGUUGGUGGAGUCCAGAUUCAGACUGGUUCUGAUUGUGAGCCUCUGCUGUUACACAUUGUUCAUCUCGGAAUGAGUGGUGAAGGCUCAAAGUGUGAGCAGUUGGUGGAGUCGCCACACGUCUUUCCAGCUAACGCAGAAGUGGGCACUGUGUUCACAGCCUUGGCCAUUCCUGUAGGUGUCAUCCUCACAAACAGUGUGGAGUCUACAGAUGAAGAAUGUUGGACUGCUAUUUCCAAGGAGGACAUGAAGAAGACAUUCAGAGAACAAGGUCUCAGAAAUGGAAGCUUAAUUUUGGUUCAGGAUGCAGACAGUGAUGAUAACAGUCUGUUGCCCAGACAAGGGAGAUGGACCUCCAGUGUGGAUGAGCUGAACUGGCUGCAAGUGAAAAACUUGUGCCAGUUAGAAUCUGACGAGGAACAGGUUCAGAUAGCCGCAACCGUGCACACAGUGGUGUUUGAUAUUCGAAUUAAAGCCAUAAAGGAAUUAAAAUUAAUGAAGGAACUAGCUGAGAGCAGCUGUUUGAGACCCAUUGAUAGAAACGGGAAGCUUCUUUGUCCAGUACCAGAUGCUUGGACUUUGGAGGAAGCAGAGGUGAAGAUGGGGAGUUCCUUGGGACUUUGUCUGGGAAAAGCACCAACUUCCUCUCAGCUGUUCCUGUUUUUUGCUUUGGCAAGUGACAUUCAUCCUGGGGCAGAGAUGGAAGUCAUUGUAGAAGAAACACUCUCUGUGAGAGAUUGUUUAAAGAUAAUGCUGGAGAAAUCAGGUCAGCGAGGAGAGCAGUGGCACUUGAGGAAGAUGGAUUGGUGCUAUGAAGCCGGGGAGCCUUUGUGUGAAGAAGACGCAACACUGAAAGAGCUCAUGAUAUGUUCUGGGGACACUUUGCUUUUAACUGAAGGAAAACUUCCUCCUCCGGGUUUCUUGAAGGUGCCCAUCUGGUGGUACCAGCCUGCAAGACUGUCAGGACACUGGGAGAGUCGGGACCACUCCAAUUGUGCCUCUCCUCAAGGUAGCAGCUGGGGAUCUGCUCCCACCCAAGGUGCUCCUGGCCCUGAGCCUGCAGAUGUUACCCUCCUCUACUUGGGAGAUGUGGAGAUCUCAGAAGAGGCCACAUUGGUGGAACUGAAGUCAAAGGCCAUGGCCUUGACCUCUGUCUCAGAGCUUGCAGUCCGGUCUACAGCCCUGCUUAGAGUUUGGACAGUGGAGAACAAACGCCCUAGCAGGCUCUUGCGCAUUGACUGGCGGCAGCUCAAGGAGUACAGACUGGGCCGGAGAACAGAGCUCUGCUUAGAGCUUCUUCAAAAAGAGGAGGACUUGGGCCCUCGGGAUGUGCUGCUGAGGACACAGCUACGCAUCCCUGGUGAGAGAGCCUACACCCUGGCCAUGGACCUGGUAUGGGACACCACCCGAGGAUGGACUGCUGGCUCCUUGAGGCAGAGAGUGGCUGAUUUCUAUUCUCUCCCUGUGGAGAAGAUUGAAAUUGCCAAAUACUUUCCUGAAAAGUUUGAGUGGCUUCCAAUAUCUAGCUGGAAUCAGCAAGUUGCCAAAAGGAAAAAGAAGAAAAACCAAGAUACUUUGCAAGGGGGACCAUAUUACUUGAAAGAUGGAGACACUAUUGGCAUUAAGAAUCUCCUGUUUGAUGACGAUGAUGACUUCAGCACAAUCAGAGAUGACAUUGGGAAGGAAAACCAGAAGCAGCUGGCUUUGGAGAAAAAGAAAAGCCGAGAAGCCCUGCGUGCACAGAACAGCAACGUGUUCUCCAGUGCAGAGAUGCGCACUCGGCCCCGGGGACCAGAAGCUUCUCUGUCCAUCCAUGUUGCCAGCUUCAGAUAGCCCCUGCAGCCGUAUGUACUGUGUUCCAGAUAGAACCACCCACCAGUCCUGUGACCGCUGCCUUGUGGGUUUAUGGUGGACAAGCUGGUUGCCUCCAUAGCCAAUGAUACCAAGUCUUCAGCUUUGUGACAAAGGGAUGACACUUCUCAGGCCAAGCAGGUACACCUGAUCACCAGCUCUGCAACACAGCAGCCGCAGAGCUGAGCAGACCCAGACACUGUGCCAAUCAGCACAGACCUCCCAAGCCUGGCCCCAGCAGCCUCUUUCCAUAAAGUGUGCUCCUGGACAGUGGCAAGUUAUUCAAAGAGGACAAAUGUGAUAGGUAAGACACACGGUCAGUUGCUUACACUGCUGAGGUGACCAGUUAGUCAUCUAAAGCUGAAACUGCAAGGAAAGGGUAUGUGUGUCCCGAGUUCAUUCCCGGUUCCAGCCCUCACUUACAGCACGUGCCUCUUCUUGGGACAAGUUCAAGGUAGGACUCUAAGACAGCUCACAGGCUGAUGUUCCCUUGGUGUGAUGUUGACCAUCUAUAGCCUGGCAAGAGGCAGGAAAUCACAGAAGCCUAGCACAACAAAUUCAGGUUCCCAGUUGUCCUGGGCAGCCUGACCUUUUCCUUCCCAGUGAGCACACAUAACUAGCUGAUUUAAGAGAUUUGGUAUUUAUUCACUGUAACUAAUACACUAUCAAAACAGUAUCUAUUACUGAACUGGCAGGUUUGGGACCCUGGACCGACUUAGUCUAAGACAGCACUCCUAAGAGAAGUUGUCAGGUCUCAGUUUCUCAUCAGCUCUUACAUGUCUUCAUGUAACAGAACUAAGGCAGGGAGAGACAGGGCAAAGUAACUCUGGCCUGUGCUUCAGCUGCCUCCUGCUGGCUAAAGCUUCUCACACUCUGGUAUUGCUAUGCUGACUUCUCUGUGCAGCUGACACUCAGCAGGUAAUCCUGUUCUUCCUUUGUCUUCUCAACACCAUUUUGCCAGUUGGUGUCAUUUUAGGUGACUGUUUCUGUUGAAGCACAUGGAUCUUAAGAUGUUGGAUUUGGACUAGUGAGUGAUCUUUAGGUCUGUCCUUAUAGCUACACACCAAGGGGUUCCAGGAGACCCACACAGUAAAUAUUACUUGACUACAACUGAGUCCUCUGGUUAGUGGCUAUGUUUCUUGUACUGUAACUGACAUGGCUCCUCACCCCAGCUUCUGGCAACAGUACUGAUGGACAAGCUGAGACACUGCUUUUAGAAGACGUGCCUCACCGGGAGGUGGUGGCGCACGCCUUUAAUCCCAGCACUCGGGUGGCAGAGCC